Ciona intestinalis (vase tunicate) is the source of this 910-nucleotide messenger RNA. The record is from RefSeq and is a predicted model, not a curated record. Lineage: Eukaryota; Metazoa; Chordata; Ascidiacea; Phlebobranchia; Cionidae.
UUAAUGGAAUGGUUUAUCAGAAUCUGAUCAUUUGGUUCCCUGAUGAUGCAGAUAGAAAAUAUAUAAACGGCCACACGUCGUCGAAAAACUGUAUUGACAACGGCGGUCGAUUGGUGGAUAUUGUGGAUAAAGCGAUGUACGACGUGGUUUAUAACUACUGUCGAGACACGGUCGUAUUCGGAUCAGAUGAUUUUGUUCGUAUUUGGCUCGGUUCAAGUUACAACACAACGACUGAUAUAGUGACUCAGAGCAACGGGAAACCUGGUUAUCAUGGAGAUUGGUACCCUGAUUUUCCGACUAGAGUAAGCGAGACGAGCACACGAUUGUUUCUUUUCGUCAUACCACCAAGUUCAACCAGCAAAUACCACGGAUUGCUCAACUAUCCUCCUACACUUAAAAGUGCCGUUGUACAAUUGUGUUCGACUAACUUAAUGUAACUUAGCAUAAGUUAAGCGGUGGAUGAAUUAAUACUUAGUCUUAAAUGGAUGAAUGCAUGGCCUAUACUAAAAAAACUGGUUUUAUAGGACAAAACCAAACUGUACAAAAUAUUCAAUGUUGUUUUAUAAAUCUAGUUUAAUCGUUCACACUCAUCACAAACUACAACGUUUAAUCGGCUUUACUGUGUUUUAGUGAGCAUUUAAGGUUAGCACCUCUUUCGCAUUUUUUACCGGUUCAAAAUGUACUGUUUUCAUUUUUUUAUGUAUUUUUUUAAUACUUAAAAGCAGUAAUCAGCUUUGACGCUCGUUUUUUAAAGUCGUGAUAAUACUGUCGAAUAAUUAUGUAACAUUAUUUUUCUGAAAAUUAUUUACUAUUUAUUUUAUCAGGUAUUUAUGUACGUGCGUGUGUUGUCGAACUGGUAAACUUACUAUUUUUAAUUGCUGUAAAUUAAUAAACGUAUUACGUAUGAUAG